AUGUUGGCUCUCGUCAAAAGGAAUCGGCAGGUCCUGUUGGACUCGUUACGAUUCGAUCAAGUCGAUGCACGCCAGAUGACUAUCAAAAGCGCCCACGCCAAGACAUGUGAGUGGCUAUCAACAAAGCUCGAGUAUAUCGACUGGCUCGACACAACCAAAAUAGGCGAACGCCACGGCUUCUUAUGGAUUAAAGGGAAGCCUGGGACUGGAAAAUCUACCUUAAUGAAGUUUGCUCUCGUUAAUGCCCAGGUAACGAUGAACGAUAAGACCAUCAUCUCCUUCUUCUUCAACGCACGAGGUGAGGAUAUGGAGAAGUCUACGAUUGGGACUUAUCGGUCACUACUCCUGCAACUUCUCGAACGGCUUCCAGCUCUCCAGUGCACCUUUGACUCGCUCGGUCUCUCAAACAUCAGGCCAGAUCACCGAUGGAGCCUCGAAUCACUCAAAUCGAUGUUAAAGCAAGCUAUACAGAACCUCGGACAGACUACUGUGGUUUGCUUCAUCGAUGCCCUAGAUGAAUGCGAAGAAGAGCAGGUCCGAGACAUGAUCCAGUUCUUUGAAUAUGUUGGUGAGCUCUCGGUGUCGGCCGGUAUCAGAUUCCAAGUUUGUUUUUCAAGCAGGCACUACCCACAUAUCACAAUCCAGAAGGGGCUAAGUCUGGUGCUGGAACGACAAGAAGGACAUAGCCGGGACAUCGCCAACUAUCUGAAGAGCGAGUUAAAGAUCGGAAACAGUAAGAUUGCGCAGCAGAUUCGAAGUGACCUUCAAACAAAAGCAUCGGGAGUUUUUAUGUGGGUCGUUCUUGUUGUGGGCAUGCUAAACAAAGAGUAUGACCGUGGCCGGAUCUAUGCACUUCAGCGAAGGCUGCAGGAGAUUCCUAGUGACCUGCAUAAACUAUUCCACGACAUAUUAACGCGCAACCCGCAUAACAGAGACGAACUAGUACUUUGUAUCUACUGGGUGCUUUUCGCGGAACAGCCGUUGAGUCCAGAGCAGUUGUACUUUGCUAUUCUUUCUGGCGUCGAGCCUGAAACAGUAUCAAAAUGGGACCCUGACGAGGUCAGCAAAGACAUCAUCAAACUGUUUAUACUUGAUUCAUCGAAAGGCUUGGCCGAGGUAACAACAUCCAGUCAUCAGACAGUCCAGUUUAUUCACGAGUCAGUGAGGGACUUUCUCCUCAAAGAAGAUGGCCUAGGCGACAUCUGGCCUAGCCUUAGAAGCAAUCUCCAGGGCCAAAGUCAGGAGCAGCUGAAGAAAUGCUGCCUUACCUACCUGAGUAUAGAUAUCUCUACUCUAAAGAUCCCUAAAAGCCUUCCAAAUGCUUUAUCACGGCAGGCCAAAGACCUGCGCCAGUCAGCCGAUAUUAUGUUUCCUUUCCUGAAAUACGCUGUACAAAAUGUCCUACAUCAUGCAGAUUGGGCAGCAAGAAGUGGGAUUACUCAGAGAAAUUUCAUCCUCAGUUUUCCGCUUACUACCUGGAUUCAGCUUGACAACUUAUUUAACACGAAUGAAGAACGUAGGCAUACGGAAGGAAUGAGCCUGCUAUAUGUUUUAGGUGAGCGUAACUUGUCCUCUCUUAUUAGAGCACACCCAUCCGCCAUCUCCUGUUUGGAGGUAGGAAAAGAGCGGUAUGGCCCGCCCCUAUUUGCCGCCAUGGCAACCGGAAGUUGGGAGGCUCUCCAAGCA
Bipolaris zeicola 26-R-13 is the source of this 1686-nucleotide messenger RNA. RefSeq lists its product as uncharacterized. NCBI's taxonomy places the organism in Eukaryota, Fungi, Ascomycota, Dothideomycetes, Pleosporales, Pleosporaceae. The annotation marks the transcript as partial. The transcript has a single exon. The record is from RefSeq and is a predicted model, not a curated record.